Drosophila teissieri is the source of this 4084-nucleotide messenger RNA. It is a transcript of the gene Ehbp1, whose product is annotated as EH domain-binding protein 1. Gene Ontology annotation, molecular function: protein binding. The transcript is spliced from 14 exons. The record is from RefSeq and is a predicted model, not a curated record. NCBI's taxonomy places the organism in Eukaryota, Metazoa, Arthropoda, Insecta, Diptera, Drosophilidae. The coding region runs from base 372 to 3893 and encodes 1173 amino acids.
ACUCAUUCUGCUCGCGACAGUAAAAAAAAUCGGAUCGAAGUGUAAAUCGGUGUGAAUUAAAUUAUUCGCUGUGAUGUGAUAAAAACUAAACGGCAGCGAGUGCUCGUAGGAAACGCGCAAAUGUUCGGCGAACAGUGUCCCCAAAUCGAAGGACCUUGAAACGAAAUUGGAGACCAAAACAAAAGUGACGUCAUAAUGGUGCUAUUUAUGUAUUUGUAUAUCGCCUGCAGAAGUUAGCUGGUAAACAUGACACAAUAAAUUAGUGAAACAGCAAGGCAACGACGAUCGAAACGGGUCUAAUUUUUAUACAAACCCCCCAACACCCCCGAAGAAAUCCCAAUUAAAGUGCCCUACGAUCCACACCCGCUAAAAUGGCCAGCGUAUGGAAGCGAUUGCAGCGCAAUUUCAAGCGAGCCGCCAAAUUCCAGUUCACCGCAUCGUACCACGAUCUGCAUCUGGAAACCACCGCCAAGUGGCGGCCGUCGAACCUCUCUAUCGUUUGGACCAGAAGAUCUAGACGAGUGGCCAGUGCUCCUUUGCCAUGGGAGCCGGACAUGAUGAACCCCCUGGUGGGCAACAUAGCCUGGCCAGUGCCCGACAAUCACACCAUAUCUGUCACCCUAUUCAAGGAUCCCCGGACACACGAGCUAGAGGACAAGGACUGGACGUUCGUCAUCGAAGAUGUCACUCCGAUGGGCAAGAAACGUGUGCUGGCCAAUGCCAGCAUCAAUAUGAGGAAGUAUGCCAGCAUAGAAUCCACUCAGCAGAGCUUUACAUUGACACUAAAGCCAGUCUCGAAGAAGAUUACGGCGGCCAGUUUGGAACUCACGAUCAGCUGUGUAUUCUUGCGAGAAGGAAAGGCUACAGAUGAGGACAUGCAGAGCGUUGUCUCCAUGAUGUCCGUGAACAACAAUGAUGUGGCGCCUUUGGACGAUCUGGAGGAUAUUCCCGAUCUAGAUGGCUUUAGUGAGAUUACGGACAAUUUUAAUGACUUCACCCAGCAACUGGAGCAUAUGACAACUAGCCUAAAUGGCUGCAUUGAUGUGGCCACGCCUCAAAGUGUACCCUCGUUAUCUGAAGAUCCAACUCCGUUGGCCGAGUCAUUUAAUCACUUGCAUUUUGAACUAGAAGCCGACGGCAAGCGGGAAGCUGCCAAGUUAGACUUGCCCACAGCUGCAUCCGGUGGUUCUAGUGGUGCUGAAGAGUCCCUGAAAACGCCGAAUGGAUUGCAACCGCUGGUGGACAAAACGCCAAUAAAGUCACCAGAUGAAGUUAAGCAGCCACAGCAGACACCGGCGGAGUCAUUGAAGUCUAAAACUAACGAGACCUUUGACAAAAUGAUCACCUCAACACCCCUCGAACCCAACAUUAACAAGGAUGAUGUGAAGCCAAAGAAGAAGAGGGCUCUAUUCUUCACUGAGAAGGAGGAUGAGCAGGCCUUAAGGGUGGAAAGUGUCAGUGAGGAUACCACCAAGACUAUCGGCGACAACAGCACCACUAAGGAAAAGCCCAAAGAAGUAAGCCAGUCCAGCAAGGAUGCCUCAUCCGUAGUGGUUCCGAGUGCCAAGCGCCCUGAACUGCAGCCCCUAAACUUAAAGAAGAGCUACGAACCCUCGCCGACACCUGAACCCGCACCUGCAGCCGCACCCGCACCCGCAUCUGUGAUAAACGAAUCGAUUGGAUCGGGUUUUAGUACCUCUGGCUCGUUGAACAACAGCCUCAAGCCGGUGGAGAAGAUCGUGCUGAAGGAGAACACGCCCGGGCAGGAUCUGCUGGAGUGGUGCAAAGAAGUUACCAAAGACUACCCCAAUGUGAAGGUUACCAACCUGACGACCAGCUGGCGCAACGGCAUGGCCUUCUGCGCUAUUAUUCAUCACUUUGUGCCGGAGCUCAUUGACAUGUCCAAGCUGAGCGCCCAUGACGUAGUGGGCAACUGUCGGAUUGGCUUCGAUGCGGCGGAGUCAUUAGGAAUACCUCGUGUAAUCGAGCCGCGCGACAUGAAUAUGCUGACAGUACCAGACAAGUUGGCCGUGAUGACUUAUUUGCAUCAGUUGCGGGCGCACUUCACCGGCAAGCAGCUAAAAAUUGAGCAAAUCGGUUCAACGGCAGACGAGUCGAGCUACGUUAUUGGAGACUACAAGUCGGACAAUUUGUCGCAGAAUCGUAUUAACUUUUCACACCCCAAGUCGUUGUUGCUGCAUCAAAACUCAUUUGAUGAGGAGUUAAAUGGUUCAAAUAAGUCGGAGCAACUAUCUCCCACAAGCAAAAAGGAUGUGAAGAAUCUGAUUUUGUACAACUCCAAGAAUAUUCUGGACAAGGUGCUGUCGCCCACCAAGGACAAGAACUCUAUCAACGCAUCGCAGCACGCAAAUCAGUCGCCCAUGCUCAGCUGCCAGACGCCGCCGCCGCAGGAUGAAUCGCUGGAUAAAGGGUUGCAGCCGGGUGGCAAGGAGAACAGCUCCAUAACCACCAUUGAUCCCCAGGCAGCCAGUCGAAUUUUAACGCGCCACAAGCUGAUGAGCGAAAAAGCCAAGCUGAUGAUGGAAAAGCGAAAGCUUAACAAAACCAGCGACGCGAACGAUGAGGAGAGGCAGCAGCGUCUGCGGGAACAGGCUCGUCGCCUUAUCCUGGAGACUCGUGUGAAGAGCGGUGGCUCUAUCGAGAGUCCAACCAGGCCCAAGUUGGAGCGCACCAUCUCGCCGAUCCAUAAUGGGGCCGAGGAGUUCUACAUGGAGCACGUGAAAAAGCUGGAGCCAGGCAGUCCUAGUCAUAGGUUAAGUGAUCCAAAGGUUCUACAGUCCUUCAACGCAAUCGUGGACCGCGUCUCACCAAAGCACGAGAAGAGGGGUGACAAGCUGUCCUACAUCGAUUCCGAGCUGGAGGCCCUCGAGCGGGAGCAGGAGGCUAUCGACCAGAAGGCCAGCAAUCUGGAGGCCAAGCUGCGCGCCGUAAUGGGCGGCAAUCCAAGUAAUAAUCGUCGGGGUGGCGCUAGAAACAGCAACCCCUUCCUUAGGCUAAUCCGUAAUAGUAUUGGUGGUGGUGAUGUGAUACGCAUUAAGCUGCUCGAUUCGGAUGACGAGAGCCUUUUUGGUGGAGGUGCCGGUAGUGGUGGCGGUCGAAGCGGAGCGUGCAGCGAGGACGACGACAGGGACUCGUCCAGCGAUAGUGUCUGCAACUCCGGCGACGAGUUGCACACGCGUCUGCGCCCCCGGCCACGCUCCCAUUCGUGUUUUGUGAAUGUGAACAAGAACCAUCCAUCGACCAUAAACACGCCCGCUCAUCUGCGCCCGCAUCAUGUGCAUCAUGUUGUGCCCUACACCCACCUGCUAGACAGUUCCCCGUCGGCGCUCUCCUCGCAGCAGUCUUCCUGUGAUAAUCUGCCUGCGUGCAGCGAUGAUGACGAGGUCCUGGCGCUGGCGGCCACCGGUCGUGCGGCCUCCUUGCGGCGGCAGCAGGAUCGCCAUAGGCGACGCCGUCAGCGGCGGGAGCGGCGCUCCCAUUUAUGUCACAGUCCCAGUCAUUGUGAGACCGAGGAGACAGAGGAGCAACUGCUAUCGCAAUGGUUCACGCUGGUCAACAAGAAGAACGCACUCCUCCGACGACAAAUGCAGCUAAAUAUACUCGAACAAGAAAAAGAUUUGGAGCGAAAGUAUACAAUGCUUAAUCAAGAGCUCCGCGCAGCGCAGUCUGUGGAAGAUUGGCGCAAGACGGAAGUUCAGCGGGAGAAGGAGCGACUGCUGCUCGAGGAACUGAUGACGAUUGUCGACAAGCGCGACCAGUUGGUUCAGCAUUUGCACAACCAAGAGAUAGCGAUCGAAGACGACCAGGAGAUUGCGAGAAAACUGGAGCACGUGGACAUCAGUGCUGAAAAAGACAAAUGUGUUCUUCAAUAGAAAUCGAAAUUAACCAAACCUGACUGGAGAUUAUACUUACACACACUCAAUCUUAUCUAUGUAACUAGUUAGAUAACAACUAUGUUCAGUGACACGCGAUAAGGUCGCGCGGUUUUUGUGGUUCGGUGUCGCUUCUUAUGCAAUCGUUAUAUCCAACGACAACAAAUACUUGGACCACUUGGUAUGGUUAU